Molecule: messenger RNA, 942 nt
Organism: Neurospora tetrasperma FGSC 2508
Lineage: Eukaryota; Fungi; Ascomycota; Sordariomycetes; Sordariales; Sordariaceae
Exons: 5
Coding region: 1-903 (300 amino acids)
Biological process (GO): regulation of mRNA splicing, via spliceosome; mRNA processing
Cellular component (GO): spliceosomal complex
Molecular function (GO): RNA binding
Source: RefSeq, a predicted model, not a curated record
AUGGCGACCGGAGUGGACGCCAAGCUCUUGAAGAGCACCAAAUUUCCUCCCGAAUUCAAUCAGAAGGUGGACAUGCAAAAGGUCAACAUUCAGGUCAUGAAGAAAUGGAUUGCCAGCAAGGUCACCGAGAUCCUAGCCAACGAGGAUGAUGUCGUUAUCGAGCUGGUUUUCAACCUACUUGAGAGUGGCCGCUAUCCCGACAUCAAGUCCAUGCAGAUCCAACUCACAGGCUUUCUCGACAAAGAUACCCCGACAUUCUGCAGGGACCUGUGGAAGCUUCUACUUAGUGCGCAGACUAGUCCUCAAGGUGUGCCAAAGGAGCUUCUGGAGGCCAAGAAGAUGGAAUUGAUUCAGGAGAAGGCCGAGGUGGCGGUGGUCGAUCUCGCUCACCACCGCGUUUCCGUGAUCAAAAGGACCGUGGCCCACCAAGAGGAGGACUCAGAGAUUCAUAUGUUCCCCGAGGAAGUCCGACAUUCAGACGUGGCGGAGGACGACGGGACGACAGGAGACGGCGAUCUCGAACUAGGUCGCCGUCUGUGCGGUCGAGGUCCCGCUCUCGUUCGCGGACACCCAGCGUUGACGGAAGCCGGCGAUCUGUUACUCGAUCCCCUAGCCCUCCUCCAAGACGGGGACGGAGCCGGAGUCGGAGCCGGAGCCUGUCGAGGGCUCGAAGCAAGCGCUACAGUCGGUCCGUAUCGUCUACUGGAUCUUCUCGCCUUUCCCGAUCGCGAAGCCGCACCCCGGUUAGGCGAACGCGUCGUAGUAGCCGCAGCAUUUAUCCCGAUCACCGUUCUUCUAGACGUCGAUCACGCAGCAGAAGCGGAAGCCGCAGUAUUAGCCCUCGCCGCUCACGGAGCCCUCACAGACGCUCUCGUAGAAGGGAUGAACGAGACAGCAGCGUAGAUGCUACGCCCAGGCCCGGCAGUAGAAGCCGCAGGGCCU